Messenger RNA from Gadus chalcogrammus (walleye pollock), 1088 nucleotides. RefSeq lists its product as uncharacterized. The coding region runs from base 171 to 653 and encodes 160 amino acids. The transcript is spliced from 4 exons. Lineage: Eukaryota; Metazoa; Chordata; Actinopteri; Gadiformes; Gadidae. The record is from RefSeq and is a predicted model, not a curated record.
CAUUAGACAAUUAGACAUUGAUUUAACUUAGCGUAUUUCAGUGAAAUAUAAACGACUGUUACAUAAAAUUACAUUAAUUUGAAAACAAAAUAUAAGGUAAAUAGUUUGUCAGCCUGUGAGGUAAGUAUCCUCUGUAUUUCAGUGAAUUUAAAAAGUGAAGUUGAAAGUGCAUGAUGUCCAGGACUGAGAAUGGGAAUGUGGCCGAUCGGGUCGCCACCAAGGGGGUUAAGGAGAGGAUUGUGGAUAUUUACGUCAGUGCGGAAAGUCUGUUUGUUUAUGAUAAACCUUGGAUAGAAGGAGAAAGUAAAGGGGAAGCUGUGGAGAACGAAUACUCAGAGGUGGCCAAGGUUUCAGGGCAGAAGAAGGCCUACAGGAUCCGAGCCGUGCUCCCUUGGCUCCUCGUGGUUCUCCUCCUUGUGGUCGUCACAGGCCUCGGAAUCGCCCUAAAGGAAGAGAAGAUCCAGAGGAAUUUUGAAAGAAAGGAGCCCAUGGCCAAUCAUUUAAACAAAACCAGCCCACUAACGGAGGAGUCUGACCAGGUCCAGGAGAAACUAUGUGCCCGGAUGAAGAAGCCUUGUGCUUUGAUGAAAGACAGAGACCUCGGAGACGUUUCACCUGCAGCUCCAAACAAAACUGGACCUGUAAGAAAAUAAUAGAAUGAGCUCACCAUGGCAGGAUACAGCCAACCAGCACACAGACACACUGGUGUGGAAAAUUUUAUAAUUUUAAUAACAUCACAGAUACAUUUGCUCAUCUUCUUUACUGUAUCACUGAUUCACUUAGAAAGCCCUUUGUGUAUAUAUUUAAGUUACGUAAUUUGCCGUCUACUUAAUACUUUGAAAAUGUGCACAUUCCACGGUCCUAUUUUGCACAUUCUUGCACAGCAAAAAAAAACAACAGACUGUUCUAAAUCUCUUUUAUAUUCCUCAGAUAUUUGCCAUAAUGUUUUCUUAAUGUAAAUGUUUCUAUUUUUAUAUUUAUGUUUUCUGCUUUCAGUUCUUGUGCCUUAUUUUCUUACUGUAUCCUAUCUUUGUUUGUUAUUGUUUGCACCAAAUACCAAGAAAAAAAUCCAUGUAAUAAAGCACAUU